This is a messenger RNA of Ctenocephalides felis (cat flea), 4663 nucleotides long. RefSeq names its product homeodomain-interacting protein kinase 2-like. Gene Ontology annotation, molecular function: ATP binding; protein serine/threonine kinase activity; protein tyrosine kinase activity. Lineage: Eukaryota; Metazoa; Arthropoda; Insecta; Siphonaptera; Pulicidae. Gene Ontology annotation, biological process: peptidyl-threonine phosphorylation; peptidyl-serine phosphorylation. The record is from RefSeq and is a predicted model, not a curated record. Bases 850 to 4284 code for a protein of 1144 amino acids. The transcript is spliced from 21 exons. Gene Ontology annotation, cellular component: cytoplasm; nucleus.
UUAUCUAUGGCUGCGGCUGGCAGCGCCUACGUUCGUCGGUUCGUUCGCUUCGGAUUCGUUCUCAGCAUCGGAAAUUGAACGAAUGACGUCCGAGAGUGAAGAGAUGUGUUUUUGAUGUGCUUGGUGGAGUGCAAAUGGAUUUGUUCUAAAUGAGUUCAAAUAUUCAUUUAACAGUGUUUGGAAUUAAUAUAUAUGUUCAAUGGAAAAUUUCUAAGCUUUUAUUUAUUCAUGGAUAAUGAAAAUGUCGUGACAGAUGCAAAUUUUAAUGGCGAAGCUAAUGUCGUAGUCCACUUUUGUACCAAGAUGGCUGUGACUACUACAUUCCUUGCUUGUCCGUCAAAUUCUUCAGUGAAGGACACAAGGAGUAUUGUCGUCACCUUUAAAUGCACAAGAUUUGGUAGUUAAUUUUUAUUGUAAUCAAUUAAGUGCAAGGCAUAAGAAAGUGUAAAUAUACAAUGAAUUAAGGGCUAUCUUUUGAAAAACUACUACCUGAAUUAACAUACAAAAUUUUUAUCAAGUUUCGACAGAGCAUUUAAUGAAAAUGUGAUACUGAGUAUGUGCCUUGCAGAUACGGAGUCCUGAAACAUUUCUUUCUUUGUCUCCAGUUGCUUUAUUUAGUUUUAUUAAAAUACUGCAUACAUAAUAAUCUAGUCAUUAGUCACAGUAAUUGGCAAUUUUUUUGUGAAGUAGUUUAUUAUUGUACAAAUUUUAUUUGCUCAGUGCUAAAAAGUUCAAUUAAUGUAAGAAUUGUGUUAAUAAAUAUUAAGAAAUCCAUUGAAAACGUAUAUGUCUGAAAUUAGUUCAGAAGGAUAUAUACUAGUGAAUUGAUAAAAAUAAAUAUACAUCAACAUGACAUCGCACAGUAAACUUGCUCCGGGUGGGACUAAUCCUCCGCCUCAAGGUUCCUCAAGUGGAGCUGAUGGUGAUUACCAACUAGUUCAGCAUGAAGUUUUAUACUCCAUGGCUAAUCAAUACGAGGUACUUGAAUUUUUGGGUCGAGGAACUUUUGGGCAAGUUGUUAAGUGCUGGAAGAAAGGCACUAACGAAAUAGUGGCAAUCAAAAUAUUGAAGAACCAUCCAUCAUACGCUCGCCAAGGCCAAAUAGAAGUGUCAAUAUUAUCACGUCUGAGUCAGGAAAAUGCCGAUGAGUUUAAUUUUGUUCGUGCAUUUGAAUGUUUCCAACAUAAAAAUCAUACAUGUUUGGUUUUUGAGAUGCUUGAGCAAAACUUGUAUGAUUUUUUAAAGCAGAACAAAUUUUCGCCUCUGCCUUUGAAGUUUAUAAGACCUAUUCUUCAGCAAGUUCUCACUGCUAUGCUCAAGCUUAAGCAAUUGGGAUUAAUACAUGCUGAUUUGAAGCCUGAAAAUAUCAUGUUAGUAGAUCCUGUUAGGCAACCAUAUAGAGUGAAAGUAAUAGAUUUCGGCAGUGCAUCACAUGUCAGUAAAGCUGUGUGCAACACAUACUUGCAAUCUCGAUAUUAUAGAGCUCCAGAGAUAAUUUUGGGUUUACCAUUCUGCGAAGCUAUCGAUAUGUGGUCACUGGGAUGUGUUGUAGCCGAAUUAUUUUUGGGGUGGCCUCUAUAUCCAGGUUCUUCUGAAUAUGAUCAAAUCCGUAAUAUUAGUCAAACUCAAGGAUUACCAACUGAGCACAUGCUAAACAAUGCCUCUAAGACAACCAAGUUUUUCUAUCGGGACAUGGAUAGUACUUAUCCCUUCUGGAGGUUAAAAACUCCAGAAGAGUAUGAGGCUGAAACUGGCAUAAAAUCAAAAGAAGCACGAAAAUAUAUUUUCAACUGUUUAGAUGAUAUUGGACAAGUUAAUGUGCCUACUGACCUUGAGGGUGGACAAUUACUGGCUGAGAAAGCAGACCGUCGAGAAUUUGUUGAUUUGCUUAAAAGAAUGCUGACCAUGGACCAGAAUCUGGUGAAAUUUCAGGAACGCCGCAUAACGCCUGGUGAAGCAUUGAAUCAUGCCUUUGUAAAUCUUGCUCAUCUGGUGGACUAUGCACAUUGUAAUAAUGUUAAAGCUAGUGUUCAGAUGAUGGAAGUGUGUCGAAGAAACCCUGAUUACAACAUUAAUGUCAAUCACCACCAAGCUUCCCAACCAACCACAUUGGUAACUAACUUUGUUCCAAAUAGUAAUGGCAAUGUUACAUUCACUAUAAAUAAUCAACUUACGAAUCAAGUACAAAGAUUAGUUAGAGAGCGGCCAUCUUAUGACAACUUGUACCAGUUAUAUGGCAGCCGGACUGUGGGUCGGCAGUAUGCAGGUUCCUCCCGUACAGAUCCUUUUCAACACCAACUUGUUUCUUCAAUAUUAUGUCCACCUGGAUAUCAAGCAAUGGGUUCUCCAGCUAAGCAUGUGACUGUUGUUGGAACCCAAGGUGCAAGUGGUGCUCUGCAGAUUCAACCUCCAAUUCUUUCUGGGCAGGUAACUGGACAGCAAUAUGUUCCCGUAUCCAUGGUUGAGCCAAAUGGUCGGCAAAUGUUAUUGACGAAUGCUGUUCAGUCCUCAUGGCCUGGAAAUAGGCAAAUGGCCAUUAUUCCAUCAUGGCAGCAGAUGACGGGUCAUUCACAUGGCCAUUCUCAGCAUACUAUGGCUCCGCCUCUUAUUCAAGAAGGUGUGGCUGUUAGUGAUUGGGGUCGACCCUUACUGGUAGAUUCGGCAGCUAUUUUGCAGGAUCAAAGACCAGUGUUUGGCGUCGAUGUUAGUGGUGAUGUGUACAGUGGGUCGCUUAUUGAUCAUGGGACUUGGACAACAAAGAGAAAUUCCAAAGCAAGUCAUUCUCAUUUAACAGUUCCUUCUUCACAUCAUAGACAUAACCACAAGAAAGAACCAACGCAGCUCAGCCCAGUUAAAAAACGUGUUAAAGAGGGUACUCCGCCUUCUGAAUCACAGAUGUAUAGUAACAGUAGAGGAAGACGAGCUUCUCCAAAUAAUUGGCAGCACAGUGAUACUAUUGACCACUCGAUAUCCAAGGUUAUUACACCAGUCAUUGGGCGCCAACAUACCAUAACUAUCCAUGAUACUCCCUCGCCAGCUCAGGUAAUAACUAUAUCAGAUAGUGAGGACGAAGCUCCGAAUAAAACUGUGUCUCAACCUCCUGUGAACAACAGGCAGCAAAAUAGAACUGUUGAACAUGGAGCAGGCCAUGUUAAUGUCAUGAAUGGAACGAUUUCUCACAAUGUUACGAGUCAACAGAACAACAUUAAUGCAAUAACAUCUAAUGGGAACAAUAAUAUUACUUCUAGUAAUAUUUUGAAUACUUCUACGGUGGCUGCUGUACAUACACACCAAAAUGCUUCUACCCAAUACAUCAGCAAUCCUAAUAUAACAUUACCUCAGAAUGGUGGUUCUUUAAGGCAAAGGAAAAAUAAUAUUGCUUUUGUGAAUGUAGCAGAUUCUGACAGUGAAGACUAUAGAAGUCCGGCUAAACAAAACGCAUAUCAGGCUCAGUCUAUCAAACAUGAGCCAUUCCAUCAUUCUCAAAAGAAACGACUACUUGCAUUAGCUCAAUCAGAAUGCAUGCUGAAUGGUAAUAAUCAAAAUGUGCAUAGUGGCCACAACAUUUCUACAAAGCAGGAGCCUGGUGUUGUUACAGCGAAUGAUUGUCAACAAUCUAACUGUUCACAAGAUUUCUUUGGAACUGUUAUGCAGCCUUGCACCUCUAAAGAUUAUGUCCAACCCCAAUAUAAUUAUGAUACUCAUUGUACAAUUGAUAAGCGAGGGUCAUGGGCUCCUCCGGCGCAUUCUCAGUCCAAUCACAGAAGAGAAUCAAACAGGGAAUAUAAAAUUCAACUGAAGGAAUAUACACAGCCUCCACAAGCGCAUACCAGAGAAGUACCCAGAGAACCUCACAAAGCAUGGGUUGGCACACACUCCCAGCAUAUCCCAAGUUACAGCAGACAUGGAUCUCACAUUUCUCCCGGUCCAGUUUGUGCGACACGAGUUUCUCCCAGUCAUCCUCUAUCAGCUGCAGGACAACCCCUUUAUCAAGCGGACCUCUAUAGAAGGCCCGCUGUAUAUGUUACCACAACUCAGCCGACAUACAUACCUGCCAAUCCUGUUCAACAAUAUGCCGGAAUGGAGUACACUUUCCCUGAUGGUAGAGCUCUACCACCUCCAGCUCAUCAUGGCAGCCGACCAGCAGCUGUUUUAUCUGCCCAUCAUCUACCUACGCAUCCAUUGCCUGCCCAUAUGCAAUUUCCUUCUCAUCAAUAUGGAUUCGGAGUUGCUCCACUGAGUCCAGCUAAGCAAUACCAAUCAAGCCUGUGGUUUGCAGAGUAACCAACUAUAAAUACGUAUGUUAUUUAAAGAGUAAUAGUAUACUGCUUUUAUUUCACAAUAUCAGGGAAAAAUUGGACUUUACUGUACUUUAUUCUAACUAUUCAUAUGUAUCAUUGAUAAAUGCAAGUUUUUGUAUUGCAUAUUAUAUAUUGUGUGUGCGUAUAUGCAAUACUUGUGUGUAUAGUUAUAUGUAUGUACAUACUGUAAUAUUAUGUAAUUUUUAUACAUAUUUUCAUAUAUUACUUCAUAUGUAUGCUACAAAUAAGGACAGUUCAAAUUUAUAAGGUAAACUAUGGAUGUUUACAAAAGUAAUAUUUAUUAAUGUCUAUGAAUGAGUAGGCAAGACAAGACAUGCAUUUGUUUUUUAAUAGCAAGCUGA